UUUCCCACCCAACGAAAGAGGCAGCAACAUGUCUUCCCUUCGCCAGGACACAACUUUCAACCGCCUCGACACGCCAAAGCCGACUGUGCGCCUGCUCGGCCUGGGUUCGAGUCCGGCCGCUUGAUUCGAGUGACUGCCAAUGAAGGUGGAAACAAAGCCUCCACUCUCUUCCGGCCCUAA
Protopolystoma xenopodis is the source of this 180-nucleotide messenger RNA. Lineage: Eukaryota; Metazoa; Platyhelminthes; Monogenea; Polystomatidea; Polystomatidae. The record is from the annotation of a GenBank genome assembly.